This is a messenger RNA of Mya arenaria, 5254 nucleotides long. RefSeq lists its product as uncharacterized. Bases 188 to 2665 code for a protein of 825 amino acids. NCBI's taxonomy places the organism in Eukaryota, Metazoa, Mollusca, Bivalvia, Myida, Myidae. The transcript is spliced from 2 exons. The record is from RefSeq and is a predicted model, not a curated record.
AGUUCGACGACAUGUCUUCAGUUACGGUGAAAACGUUAAGUAGUCAUGUGUGGUUGUAUUUAUUCAGAAUAAGUAUGAUAAAAUUGCUCGAUUAUUAAAAAUAAACUCGCAUUUGUUUCACACGUUUAUCUGGAAACUGUUGAGCAGGAUAUAUAGCUAGACGUCUUCCUCGUGGAGUAAUUAUUGAAUGAUGUACAUAGCCACACGACCAGUAGUUUUAUUUAUAAUAACAAUUAUAUAUUUUGUGAAUGGGUGUUUAAAUGCAACGGUACAAAAAGGUGCCUACACGCCAAUUACAAAAGGACAUGGCAAUAUGUUAAAAUUUAUAUUGCCAGGAACCAAUCAUGAUAAGAAGAACGUAAGACUACUAGAGGACGCCAACAAUCAACCAGUUAUAAAUACGUCAGGAAAAGAUGUUCGUAAUACUUAUGCUGAAAACGAAAUCUGCAAUUUAACGAUUGAUCCACGAUUAGUCAACACAUUUCGGCAUGCAGUUGUCAGUUCCGGAAGCAACUUUGUUUUCUUAAAUCUAACACCAGACCAUGGAUCUGGUGUUGUAUUUAAACAUCCCACGCUAAUAAUCAGCGACAACAUUUGGAUAUGGACAUUUUGGGGACGGAAAGGUGCUUUCGAGUUCCUCAAAUGGCCUGCUGAAUUUGGAAUUUGGUCAAUGACAUUGCUGUACGAAAAGGUGAUAAGAAAACCCGUGAAUAUACCUCUACAGCGAAUAUCCGGUAACUGCCUUAAUAUUACUGUCGGCAAUCAAGAAGAUGAUAAGAAAAUUGCGAAUGCAUUGAAGAGUUUGGUAGAUGAAAUGAUGACAAUUGAUAAAGAAACAUAUGGACCCAGCUUCUUCUGUUACAAGAUGCGACAGUACAUAGAACCUUAUGUUCUUUGUAAACACGUGGUAUGCCCCAUCGAAGCUGUACAACACAAUUGUUGCGACUACUUCUACAAUAACACUAUUAAUCCAAGAAGGGAGAUGAAGUGUAGAGAGCAAACAUUUGAAUAUGACAACAUCUGGUGGGCUCUUCCUAGCAUUGUAUCGUUUACUCUUUUCAUAUAUUGUCCUAUUGUCAUCAUGUACACACUGUAUAAAUGUUCUUCACAUAAAAAGAGUACCAUUAAGUUAUCUGAAAUUCAAAGGACACUUGGCCAACGUGGAAUUUCAAAUGCGGACACAGAGAGCAGUCGAUUUUCAAACGAGGACACAUUCAUAUUUGAAGAUACCAAUCAUGUUACCUUGGUCAACACUUUGUUUAUGCCAAUGAAAGAAUGUCAUGACGGAAAUGACGGUGAUCAAAGCAAUUGUGUGAGUUGUUGUUCAGGGCGAUUUGCAAGAUUAUUUUUUCCAUUUCUUAGUUUCGUCAUUAUUGGACUUCAACUUUUACUGGAUUACAUAUUUUUAUAUGAUUUUGUCAUUGACUCCGCCGAUAGUGGGGUACUUCUUGGGUUUCGCUCCAUGAUAACAGGUUAUUCAAAGAGCAAAGAGAACUUCUUGCCGUAUAUCGGUGGUCCUUACGUAGCUCUUGCCUGCUAUUUGCUUAUUACUGAGCUACUUGUUGUUAUGCCUGCUUCACUGAACAACCUUCUAUCUGAAGCUAUAUUGGUGAAUCGAACAUCAAGGUCCGAGUUUGAGUCAUCCCCAAUUUUACUCACAGUAAAAAGGAUAGGCAUUCUGGGUUCUAAAAAUGUGUAUGUUGCAAACGGGUAUUACAAAAUAUACACUCUUUUUAUUGCACAGUUUUUUAUGCUCUUUAAUAUCAAGUAUUGGAAGCACGCAAUCGCAAUUCAGAUACUACGAUGGGGAAAGAUUAAAAGAAAGGUUGGAUGUUUACCCUUCUUACCAUUUUAUUUGGCAAUAUGCUUUAUAGAGCUGUUUCUUUCGCUGUUUAUAUACGGCUUUCCGAUUAUUUCAUUCGGUAUUAUUAUGGUCAAAGCAUACUGUAGACCUUUUCGAAGAAGCGUUUAUUCGGACUUAGUUGGGAAAUAUAUUUGGACAGCAGUUCUUGUGGUUGCAGUGUUAUUUUUUCUGUUUAUGUUUGGAAAUAUUUUCCUCGACGCAACAUUAUUCAUAUCGCGUGUUGCUAUAUUCACUUUCACUGGAUUAAUUGUCUAUCCCAAAUCGUCUUACGGGUACAUUAUUUUUGUUAUCACCGUUUUCUAUUAUAUUUCGGAGAGUAUAAAUGAUUUUUCGAUGAUUUAUCGUCGACUACUGAGUGAUAUCGUGAGAAUAGCAAGUUCAUUGGAAAGGGGAAAUAUGUGUUUGCAAAUGAGAGUGAUUUAUAAGUACAAAGGUAGAAGAGCAGUUCGGGAAUCUUUGUUUGAACUUGUCGUAGAAACCAUUUGCCCAAGGCGAAAGCUUUUCUUUCUUACAUUCCUUAAAACAGUCGUGAUCAUUGGGAUUCUGUGGGUUUGUUUAAAUCUGCUGAUUAAGACGGACAGUUUCAAGGAACUUCAUGUAAUUAUGCAUGUUGGGACGGCUUUAUUAAUUUGUGCAAUUCCUCAAAUAUUCAAAAGAAUAUGCAAAGACAAGCAGCGACAUAGCAUUUCUGGGCCCUAUGGAAAGGAGCUAACGCAUACUGUAAAAACGUAUUUGGGUUAUUUUGUAGAGGAGGACAGUGAUAGCUCAGAGUGUGACGCGUAUUCUUUUAAUAACGUUUAAUUUGAAACCAACUCCUUUAAAACUCAGAUUGAAGAGCAGACAGCGUAAAAUAAGUAUAUGAUACACUCGACCGUUAUAGCGAACGUAUAUAUUCAGGAAUGAUAUAUUAUUGUUUCCGAGCUACAAAUAGAUUAAAAUUUGGAUAAUUGGUGACCCCAUAUAAUAUAUAUAACAUAAUGGUACUAUUUGAUAGUUUUUUCGAGUUCAAUUGAAGUAAAACACGCAUAUAUAUAUAUUACGAAAUUAUUUUUUUUACAUAUUUGGAACAAGUAAUUAUUUAUGAGCUUAACCAUACGAGUUUUAUUUAUAUGCGCCUAUUUUUUCUUACACAAAAACGCAUUCAAAUGAGCCAACCGUAUAGCAUUUUUCUGAACGUUCUCUGUUCUACAAUGUCACGUUUACGGCGUUAGAUGUUCGGAUUCUUUUCUUUUAAUCAGGCAGAAAAAAAACAAAUUAAAAUGUUGAUCAUUCAUUCCAUUACUAUCGUAAAAGAAUUGCACAUUCAGUUUAAGUUUGAUACAUGUCAGUAUGACGUCACUUGGGUUGCUAGGCAACUGUAGUUGUUCUUUUAUACUAAAGUGUAGUAUUCCAACAACAUGCGCAGUUUAAGUGUUUAAUUUUAAAAUAAAUCAAACAAGAUUUACAAGCAAUAUUCUUUAAUUUACAUCAAAAUAUUGAGAUCACUGGUGACUGUCAAUAUAAUAUAAUAAUACAUUUGACACCAAAGUACAAGCAUACAUCUUAACAUGAACGUUAUAUAAUAAUCAUGUAUGUGGUGUACCUACAAUUAUUUCGCAGUUAAUUUUCUAUCAAUAUUUUUCAUGUAAUGCGUGUCUUCAAAACAUUGUUUAACGACUAUGGAUCAUUCCACAACAUUAUAUGAAGCAGUGUAAAAACCAAGAAUAUUUUUUAUCAUAAAACAGAUGGAAUAACUUAAUUGAUAAAUAUUCAAGUGUCUCAAGUAAUCUGACCACUACAUAUUACAUGAACGUCUUUUAAGAUGCAAACCCCGCGCAAAACUGUUCCCGUUUCUCUUUCGGACACGUGUUUGCUAACACUCCGACGGAGAUAUUCCUUCCUGUUCAAGCUUAGACCAGCCGCUUGAACCGGUUCCGGCCUGGUGUCCACUAAAAACCUGAAGGAGCGGUCCUUAAGGAGGUUGAUAUGUGUUUCUUCGCCACCCCUUUUUUCCUUUACAAUCACGAUGCCUGGCAGACUGGCUGUGAACCUGAAAUGUUGGUAUUUCCUGAAAAAGAAUUAACUUAAUAAUAAUUGAAUAAUUUGGUCUGUUAUUAGGUAAAACGGGUCUCCAUCGAAAAUGCAAUUCCUGUUAUAUAAUAUGGAUCUACGCAGAAAAAUAUUUUAAUAUAUUAAAAAUAACUGUACAAUACAGUAAACCAAAAUCUCAAUAUUAACGUAACACACAAAUAUUUACCGUAUUCCUACAAAUGACUUGAAAUGCCUGGAUAGGAACGAUUUCCAAUCUCUCCAGAUCCACUGCGGGUAGCGCACCGAUACGUUGGUCACAUAUGUAUAUAUUUAUAUUUUGACCUUAUGUAUGAUGUAAUUCCAGUCAUUCUUUUACAUUUAAGUAAUUAGCAAUUAAGUACCUUGAUGAUAAGGGGUCAUAAUUAACAUAAAUGUUUGCUUUCAGAGAACAAGCUUAUUUGUUGGUCUGAUUCCUUAAGUAGUUCAAAGAGAAGAAAGAAUAUAUGUAUCAUAUUUUUAUUAUUUCACAAUGGGCCGAUUGUUAAGAACUUUGUUGAAGUAAACAAUGUGAUUAACGAGAGUGAUGUUAACUUUUCAACGUUAACCACUUGAUGAUGUGCUAUUACAUUUAAUGACACCCCCCCCCCCCCGAUAAAACAGCUGUCUUUCAUAUUAUAAGAAAACAGUGCUGAUAACAAAUGUAUUCAUUAAACUUCCAGACCAGUGAAGAUGUUAAAAAUAACAACGGUGACGUUAACAACGUUGUUAACUUAAACAAUGAUCUGAACAAUCGGCCCAUUGUGUUUAUGACCUUUGAUUGAAGCGUAUGUACUAUAUAUAAUUUCCGCAUUGUCUACCCAUUAUGUUUUGUAAUUACUUCCUUACUGAUUGAGAUUUUAAAGUGAUUGUGAUGUUACGUAUUUGAUCAUUGUAAUUAAAUCGAAGGCAUCUUGCGAUUGUUAUUGAAUGAUGUUUGCUUAAAUGUACACUUGAUUUAAAUAUAACGGUGUUUAACUAAUUGUUAUGUUUUUUUUUUGUGAAAUCCAUCUUCUAUAAAAAUAAUCGAAUCAAUUAUUUCAUUAUAUAUUUUUUUAUAUUAUACGAAACUCAAAGAACAUAAUUAUAUUGUUAUUGCACUGACUAGUUACUAUCAAAUAAUUGGAGCAUAACUUGUGUUUCAUUAACGUAUUUCUUACAUGAGUUUCAAAUUAGAAUAAAACAAGGACUACUGUUUGCUUAUUCAAUUGAUGUGUUUAACAAAGUCUUUAUAUUUUCGGUGUAUAUUAUACUCUUAUACAUUUUUCUCUUCCUCGUAAACAUUUUCUUUUUUUAUCAAUUGUGUUCUAUCGUAUUUAACCCCAUAUUAUAAUUUACUAACCA